AUGUCUAUGGUGUGUCGAACAUCGAUGGUCGUCUUGAAGACGCCACAGUCACAUAAACUCGCUCUGCGACACAUUUUGCAGCAAUGCUCGCGAUUAGUGGCCUCUUCGGCUCCUCUCCAAGCCGAAGGCACAUACAGAGGCUUGGAACUUGAAAUCCGCAACAAGAAAAUGGGUCGUCCCUUGUCACCAUUUCUCUCAUCCUACAAGAUGCACUUCCCCAUGGCUACCAGCUUGAUGCACCGAGUUACCGGAACUGGGUAUUCGUCUCUUUAUUACUUGUCCGUGAUCGGAGUCGUUGGCUUAGCCCCGUCCUUCCCGGCAUUGAUUGAAAGCAUCCAGUCGCUGCAUCUUGAUCCGAAUCUGAUUCUGGCUACGAAAUUCGUCUUGACGUGGCCAGUGAUGUAUCACAUGUUCAAUGGUCUGAGACAUCUCGCUUGGGAUGCCGGUGCGGGAUUCGAUUUGCCCAUGGUGUAUAAGUCGGGUUUCUUCGUAUUGGGCCUUACUACGAUCGUUACUCUUUUCUUGCUUUCGUUGUGA
This is a messenger RNA of Notodromas monacha, 537 nucleotides long. The record is from the annotation of a GenBank genome assembly. NCBI's taxonomy places the organism in Eukaryota, Metazoa, Arthropoda, Ostracoda, Podocopida, Cyprididae.